Tyto alba (common barn owl) is the source of this 1616-nucleotide messenger RNA. Its product is annotated as 5-hydroxytryptamine receptor 5A-like. The record is from RefSeq and is a predicted model, not a curated record. Gene Ontology annotation, molecular function: G protein-coupled serotonin receptor activity; neurotransmitter receptor activity. Gene Ontology annotation, cellular component: dendrite; plasma membrane. Bases 35 to 1138 code for a protein of 367 amino acids. NCBI's taxonomy places the organism in Eukaryota, Metazoa, Chordata, Aves, Strigiformes, Tytonidae. The transcript is spliced from 2 exons. Gene Ontology annotation, biological process: chemical synaptic transmission; G protein-coupled receptor signaling pathway, coupled to cyclic nucleotide second messenger.
GCGUGCAGGAGCAGUGAAGGGCUGAGCCCCGGGCAUGGCGGAGACCCCGAGCCCCUGCGCCCCACGGGGCCAGUGUCAGGCCAACGUCUCGUCGGCCAACGUGGACGCCAACGCCUCCCUGGCUGCCUCUGCGCUGGUGGGCAGCACCGCGUGGAGGGGUCGGGAGCCCUUCUCCAUCUUCACCGUCCUCAUCCUGACCCUACUGGUGCUCCUGACCGUAGCCACCUUCCUCUGGAACCUGCUGGUGCUGGCAACCAUCCUGCGAGUGAAGGCUUUCCACCGGGUGCCCCACAACCUCGUGGCCUCCACGGCGGUGUCGGACGUGCUGGUGGCGGCCCUGGUGAUGCCGCUGAGCUUGGUGAAGGAGCUGUCGGCCGGGCGGCGGUGGCGGCUGGGCCGGGAGCUGUGCCUUGUGUGGGUCUGCUUCGACGUGCUGUGCUGCACGGCCAGCAUCUGGAACGUGACCGCCAUCGCCCUGGACCGCUACUGGUCCAUCACCCGCCACCUGGAGUACACGCUGCUCACCCGCCGCCGCAUCUCCAACGUCAUGAUCGCUCUCACCUGGGUGCUCUCCGCCGCCAUCUCCCUCGCCCCCCUCUUCGGCUGGGGGGAGACCUACAGCCCCGAGCAGGAGCGCUGUCAGGUCAGCCAGGAGCCCUCCUACACCAUCGUCUCCACUGGUGGGGCUUUCUACCUGCCCCUCUGCGUGGUGCUCUUUGUCUACUGGAAGAUCUACAAGGCGGCCAAGUUCCGCGUGGGGGGCCGCAGGAGGAACGCCGUGGUGCCCCUGCCUGCGGCAGCCCAGGUGAAGGAAGCUUCGCAUGAACCACAGAUGGUGUUUACAGCUCGUCGUGCAGCUAUCACUUUCCAGACAGAUGGAGAAACAUGGAGAGAACAGAAAGAGAAAAAGGCAGCUCUGAUGGUUGGCAUCUUAAUUGGAGUUUUUGUACUGUGCUGGAUCCCUUUUUUCAUCACAGAAUUAAUAAGUCCCCUCUGUUCCUGCAACAUCCCACCCGUCUGGAAAAGCAUCUUUCUUUGGCUUGGCUACUCCAAUUCUUUCUUUAAUCCUCUCAUUUAUACAGCAUUUAACAAAAAUUACAACAAUGCCUUCAAGAACCUUUUUGUAAAGCAGAGAUAAAAGGGGACACAGAGGAGAAAAUUGUUCCUUUACUUAUUGCAUAAUACAGAGAUUUCUUGAGGGAAGCAUGCCUGUCAUAUGAGCUACUUGAGGGGAUUUAGGAACAAUGAAAAAGAAGAUGGAAGAUGUUUGGAUAUAAACCUACUGACAGUUUAUAGUUCCCCCUUGGAAAUAUAUAUAUGCUACUCCAGGGUUUGGCAAAGAAGAUGGAAGCAGUGAAAAACUCCCAUCCGCUCUGGAACCAACACGUGGUAAGGUCUGCAGGCGAAGCACUCUGUGUGUCUAAUACCAUGACUGUGGAACCUAACUGGACUGAUCUCCUCUGGCCAGCUACAGGUGCCAUUCUGUAGCUCUCUCGUUGUUAGCAAAGGCACCAGCGGGAACUGCUAAUUGAACAAUACUGAAAUGUUUGUGAUACGGGCAGGACGCCGCCUUCAUUUUGAGAUUUAUUUGGAAGGGAAUAAACAUGCUGGAUUCA